AUGCCCGCUUUACAAUCUAACUCACUCAUUGUCGUCACAGGCAUCACAGGCUACAUAGCGAGUCACGUUGGACUCGCGGCACUCCAGGCAGGACAUCGCGUGCGCGGUACCGUGCGCGAUCAGAAACGCGCUGAAGAGCUCAAGAAUGCAUAUGCGAAACAAGGAGUCGAUACUACCAAGCUCCAAUUCGUCGUCGUGGACGAUAUCACCAGCCAGGUACAGCUAGCAAACGCAAUCAAAGGUGCGGACGGCGUCGCCCAUGUCGCCUUGCCGGGAGAUAUCCUCGAGAGCUCGGACGACAUGCCGCAACAGGCAGUCAAGGCAGCUGUUGGGCUACUCCAAGCCUCUGUAAAUGAGCCGUCCAUAAAGCGCAUCGUGUUCACUUCCAGCUCGCUUGCGAGCUACCAGCCACCGGCCCUCCUCCCAGAGCCUGUAACGGAUAAGGAUUGGAACGACGCGACUCUGCAGGCUUGGGAGAAUGCCACAGCAGAGGACAAGACGAAGCCUGUGUGGGGAUUUGUACGCUACACGGCCGCGAAGAUUCUGUCUGAGAAGGUGGCGUGGACAUGGGUGGAAGAGAACAAGCCCCCCUUUGACAUUGUGACAAUACUGCCAAAUGCAAACUUUGGGCCUGUUCUUUACGGAGAGCCACGUUCAACCGCUGUCUGGAUCCAUUCCUUCUUGAAGGGAGAUAGUGAAUGGGCACAAUCCGUCGCAGCUCAGUGGUUCAUCGACGUCCGCGAUGACGGCCGUCUCCAUGUCACCGCAUUGACCAACCCCUCACUGAGCGGCAGGCGUAUAUGGGGCGUGGCGGAGCCUACCGGGUGGAACAAGAUCCUCGCUAUCCUGCGGAAGAACUUCCCAAGGGCCAACGUUGCGCCCGAUAUUGUCGGCGAGCAGGGUGAGCCCACUGAGCAGAAGAUCGAGAACACGGUGGCGACGGAGGCGUUGGGUGGCUGGAUCAGCUUGGAACAGUCGCUAGUUGACACGGGGAAGAGUGUUGGAUUUUGA
Molecule: messenger RNA, 1011 nt
Organism: Postia placenta MAD-698-R-SB12
Lineage: Eukaryota; Fungi; Basidiomycota; Agaricomycetes; Polyporales; Adustoporiaceae
Exons: 3
Coding region: 1-1011 (336 amino acids)
Molecular function (GO): oxidoreductase activity, acting on the CH-OH group of donors, NAD or NADP as acceptor
Source: RefSeq, a predicted model, not a curated record